AUGAGGUGUGACGCGCAACGCGGCGACAUUGAGGUGGGCCCGCUCGCCGUGCCCGUGGAGGACGCGGGCCUCGACGACAACGGUCUCCCGAUUCUACGCGUCCAACGCGAGGUUUCGCGCCAACGCGAGGCCGCCGCCGCUGCGGUGCUGAAGGCAGAGUUAUCGGCCUUGCCGGGUGACGACGCGCGACGCGAGUCGUUCAUGAGCGCGCAAGCGUGCAAGGCGGCUCGCUCGUUCUGGCAGGCGAUCAGGGUAGAAAUCAAAAUAUUAUAGGAGUAAACCUCGGAUAUUUAUGCCGCGUCAGACUGAAGUUCAACGUAAAGUUGAAGUAGAGGGAGGGGGGUUAAAUCAGCAAAACCCGUCACCUAGGUCCAAAACAAGACCUAAACGGGCGAAAUUCGGUGUAAUAAUGAUCCCACAGGCCUCGAACUGUGCCUAGGGUGGUCUGUGGGGGGCUCAGGAGGCGGAUGUUGAGCAUCGCGUGUUACCCUAGUUACGCGCCAGAGGGGGGGUAACGCGCGCGCGCGGAAUUUUUAGGAGGUGUCUGCCGGCCGAAAUGAUAGUUAGUUAAUUAAUAAUAUUCCUAUGGGUGCACCCAGCCCUAUGUUUGAUUUCCACCCUGCAGGCGAUUCCGCAUAGCGUGUUGCGCCUGAAGAACCGCUUCUGGGCGGAGGUCGUCUCGAAUUCGUUCGGCCUGGCGUCGCCGGCCAUGGCGCCGUGGGUCGGUACGCUCAUCGGCGACACCGGCCUACGCGUCGACCCGCGCGGCGACAUCUUCUUCACCUCGACGCGGCUCUGUAACAAGUAUGGGGCGCGGACGAUCUGGUCGUCGGCGAUGGAGCUGGAGCUGCGCGACACGCUCCGGGAGGCGGAUGUGCCCGUCAUACAUCAGGUCCACGGCGCCUUCGAGGACCUCAUCCGCGGCGCGGCGCGAGGGCGAUAUUUUCGUGAAAAGUCGAAGAGGACGCGCGACGGCAUCGUCCCGGACCUACGCGCUCCCUUCGCUGCGGGGGAGCAGAGGAUGGGCACCCUUCUCAGGACUCUUCCACGGCCUCUCCGAGUAGGCCGGGACCAACACCCACUCCCUCGGGGACCCCGCGACCCCGGCUAGUGGGGCGUUAUCUCCGCCAAAGUAACUUGCCAUAAUAGACUAAAAGCGCCACAUUAAACUGACCCGCGCCGAGCAUCGUGGGGUCUCGAGCAAUGUAGUAGCCGCUCAGGCCGGUUAUCUGGCCCGUCCCACAAAAAAGGCGCCUGAAACGCAAAUUUAUUUUAUAAACCACCGGUCUGGGGCCAAUCCAGUGCCCCGCGUACGCACCGUCGUCCGCGGAGAACGGGCAAGUCGGUCGAUUGUGAAUAGAACAACGGCGUUAUGGUCCAUCUGGAUGGUGUCGUCGCUGAUACUCGCGGGUUCAGGUCUUGAGCCCACCUUCACAUAAAUGUGGGGUCGCGAAAUCGCCUCACCGCGAGGCUCUAACGGAAUAUCUAAAAUAGCUCAGUGCGGGCUGAUUUGGCCUAGAUGGACUCUACCACUAACAAACGAAAGGAAACGAACAUAAACUCGGGAGUUGUCUAGUAGAAUUCUUCUCCCGCCCUCCGAGCGCGCGCCGUCGGCUCCGGUUCCGUCGAGUGUGUAUGAAAACUGGGCUGGAGUUGAUAUGAUGUCCCAUUUGGACGGUAGAUGGCGCCGUCAAUCGCUGGUGUAUUUUGGCGAGCCGCAAGACCUAGUGAUCUAGCGUAUCGACACACUAGGAACCCGCGGGUUUUCAGAACCAAGUAUGUAUCUACCUAUCGGACGAGCCGUGAGGCGAACCGCGGUCGCACUUUUCUAUCGGAUGGGGCGCCGAGCGUCCGAUGCUGCUGAGCAUCCCAGUAAGCCUCAGCUGAUAUCUCCAGCCAAAAAAAAAGCUGGGGCAGCCAAUCUCGUGCCCCAACAAUCUCAAUCUCACAGAUAGGCCGGGUUCGAGGUCAAAAAGCCCAACCCACGGCCUGGGGUCGCGGUGUCUGACAUCUAUAUCUAUGGACCAGCCGGGGCUCGAGGCCCAGCCGGCCCAGCCGGCGCCGCCGCCGUGGGCAUCGGGCGCGCCGUUCGUGCCGUACGCGCCGCCCGGCGCCGCGCCCGUGGUCCAGGUGCCUAUGCAGCAAUACCCGCCGGGCGCUCCGUUACAAUUCCCACUUGGGCUCGAGGGUGGCCUCCCUCUGGCCGGCGGCGGCCUCUUGGCCCGUCGCCGUGCUGCUGACGCACAGCGCCGCGCCGCCGAAGGCGGUGCCGGAGGGCGGCCUGUUCCUGAGGACGAGGUCGCGCUCGCCGCGCGCGAGGGCAGGAUCGAGGUGGUCAGGGAGUGGCUCGCGGCGGGCGGCUCGCCCCACGCGAUCAAACUGAACGGAGAGGCCGCGGGCACGACGCUCCUCGCGAACGCCUGCAUGACGUGUCGGCCGGCGUGCGCGCCCGUCGCCGAGCUCCUCUGCGCGGCGGGCGCCCGCGUCGAGGAGGGGGCCGGUGGCGCGCUGGGCUACGCGGUCGGGGUCGGAGCGGUGGACACCGUCCGCGUCCUGCUGCGCUACGGGGCCUCCGCGGGUCGUCCGCUCGGGAGCGGGGACACGGCGCUCCAUCGCGCCGUGCUGACGAACGACUGGAGUCGAAUGACGGAUCAUUGGUCGAUCGCCAACGCCCAAGUCGCCACCUCGAUGGGUCACCAGGGCAUCGUUCGUCUGCUUGUGAAGCACGGGGCCGCGGUGAACGCCAGGUCGACCCCGGGCGGCGUGACGCCUCUCCUGAUGGCCGCAGCAAUGGCUGGGUACGUUUCGCUCGGCGUCGUCCGCGAGCUUCUGGCUGCUGGUGCGGACCUUGAUUUGGUGGACAGCGUUGGCGACAAUGCAGAGGCGAUUGUAAAUUAUCAACUGGACAACGAUAUCUCCGACGGCGGCAUCCCGGCGAUGCCGGAAUUUUGCCGGCGGACCGGCGCGGUCGAGGCGUUCCAGGCGCUGCUCGCCGAAGUGCGCGCGGCGGGCUCCUGGAAGCGCUACGUAGCCGCCCCCCGCAAACAACUUAUUGUCCUCCGGUGUCUCUGCGCCGCGGGCCGCGCGUCGCCGCCGCCGGUCCUCGCGCGCCUCUUUCCCGUUCCCGAGUCGACGGAGGCGCCGCCGCUCCCGAAGGAGCUGGCCUGGAAGAUCCUCCAAUUCUGGCGCACGGACCGCGACCCCCCUCCUUGCUAA
Pelagomonas calceolata is the source of this 3216-nucleotide messenger RNA. NCBI's taxonomy places the organism in Eukaryota, Pelagophyceae, Pelagomonadales, Pelagomonadaceae. The record is from the annotation of a GenBank genome assembly.